Lacerta agilis (Sand lizard) is the source of this 2107-nucleotide messenger RNA. RefSeq names its product protein BEAN1-like. The transcript has 6 exons. NCBI's taxonomy places the organism in Eukaryota, Metazoa, Chordata, Lepidosauria, Squamata, Lacertidae. The coding region runs from base 173 to 997 and encodes 274 amino acids. The record is from RefSeq and is a predicted model, not a curated record.
GCCUCUCCAGCCGCCGAUGCUGCUGCUCCCGCCGCCGUCGCCGUCGUCGCCGGGCUGCAGCCGUCGGAACGCAUGGAGAGAUCGGUCGCCUGGAUGGGCUCCGAUCCCUCUUCAAAACCUACCAUUUCUGUAGCCUUUGGCUUUACCUGUGUUGUCCUCAUCCGCAGCUGAAAUGAACUAUGAAAAGGGCAUCCAGCCUUGCAGAAAGGAGGAACUUCAUUGCCUGCUGAACUGCCUGCGUUGCCACUUCAAGAAGAACUGUGGCAAAGACUAUGGGUCCAUCAAGAUCACCUGUUCAACAAUUUAUCUGAACCAGACCAUCCCCAUCACUGAGUUUACCCACUACACUGAAGGCAAGGCUGACACUAGCAUGUCGGAUUCUUCUGUGCUGGUAGCUGGUGUAGUGAUUGGAGCAGUGCUCUUCCUUUCCUGCGUGGCCAUCAUCAUCGGCAGCCUGCGAAAGAAUAGGUGCUUUCAACAUCUCCAGCUGAGGAGGGAUGCCAGUUACACUCCAGAAUGCUUCUAUGGCGGCUCAGUCGGAGAACUAAGAUCCAGUUGCAUAGAGGAGUUCCCUCCAGCCUUCUAUUUCAGCACUUAUGUGGAGACACAGGUCAAUGUCACCUGCCCCGACUCACCUCCCCACUAUGACGAGUGUGUGGGGCCUGGAGCUGUGCAAAUCUGUAUCCCUACAGAUGACCCUCCGCCUUACUCCCUGAUAGACCCUUGUCGAUGGAAUGACUCUGCUAUAAACAUCCCCUGGGAAGAAGAGGUGACUCCAGGGGCUGCAGGAGAAAGGGAUGCUGGGUAUUUGGUCGGACUGCAGGGCCUGCAGCAACCCAUCCCUUCCAUUUCCUUGUCAUCAUCAUUCCCGAUGGAAGCUGCCCCUCCCUACGAAACUGUUGUGUGUGAACAGAACAUCCCUAUUCCACUGGUCCCACUGGAUUUACUGAAAACCUCUACGGAACAUUAUCAGACUUUUUUCAACAGAAUAAUGUAAAAGGGCAAUGAUUCCUGACCUGUGCUUCUGAAGGAAUCCUUCAAGACUAAGAAAGGGUGAUAACCUGGAAUGAUAAUCACCCACCUACCCACAAUACUUAACAAAACUUUAUCUAUUUUUUACUUGUGGAUUUUGUUUUUACAGAAAAAAUGAAAGUUUACCUACACAUUCUUCUUUGUGUUUUAGAUUGUUCUUCUCUCCCUGAAAUGUAAAACAAUAAAUGCAUCUACUAGGGCAGUGGUUCCCAAACUUUCCUCCACACCCAAUGGACCACUUGACAAUCUUAAUGAUUGUUCUGCAUAUUGUAGCAACUGAAAUGCUCUGUACUAGAUGCUGUACAGCUUUUUAAUGUAUUUUUAUUGCUUCUUUUCUUUAUUGUAACAUAUUGCUAAAUGAAAGAAGCAAUAACAAGACCAUCAAAAAUCAAUCUGGAUAUUUAAUGCAAUGGAUGUGCCAUCUCCCAUCUUCAACCACAAAUCCACAGACACACCUGAGUGAAGCUUGGUCCAUGGACCACAGUUUGGGAACUCCUGUGCUAGGGUAUCUCCUGUAGGACUUUUUGUAGCAUUUGAAAGCACAUCUGGCUAAAAUACUUCUAAUGUAGAUGUAUGUCAUACGGUCAAACCUAGUUGUCAGGUUUGUUACAGUGCUUUGCAUGUCGUAGAACAAAAGGAAUAUACGAUAAAGGGGUUGCAUCUAUCUUUUUAAGAAUUGUUAGUAGAUGUAAGCCAGUGACUUAGUAAUAGGAGAGGAUUCGGUGUUUCAUUUAGCUGUAGAGUUCAGCUCAAGAGAGAUAAAAAUAUCCUUAGUCUGUAUCAGAAUAUCCCCAUUUUAUAAACAGGGAAAUGUUUCUGUAUUUAAGAGAAUGAGAUGGGAGGCUUCCCAGUUAAAUUUCUAACUGAGCUAACGCAGUUCCAAGCCCAAAUAUUAUGUCUACUUUCUGUCACAAACCUUUCCCCCUACCCACCUCAGUGAUAAAGCUGUCUGGGGAGAUUUAUUGUGAUAUGAGACACGAUUAUGUUGCAUACCAAAGAACUGGAAAGCAAAAGAAAAUAUGCAUUUCCCUGUUUUUACUGGGAGAGGUCUUACUAAAAAGAGGCAUGUGAUGCA